This is a messenger RNA of Coregonus clupeaformis (lake whitefish), 2200 nucleotides long. Its product is annotated as putative solute carrier family 22 member 31. NCBI's taxonomy places the organism in Eukaryota, Metazoa, Chordata, Actinopteri, Salmoniformes, Salmonidae. Bases 63 to 1907 code for a protein of 614 amino acids. Gene Ontology annotation, biological process: transmembrane transport. Gene Ontology annotation, molecular function: transmembrane transporter activity. Gene Ontology annotation, cellular component: membrane. The transcript is spliced from 9 exons. The record is from RefSeq and is a predicted model, not a curated record.
GUGUGUGUGGAAUGGAUGUCCCGCACCACUGACAAACAGCUGUCUCGGCACGGUUUCUAAUAAUGGACUUUGAAACGAAGAUUUAUACCAGAAUCGGUGGAUAUGGACGAUAUAACCGAAUUGUUUCCAUAUUCAGCUGGUUUCCGAACUUUGCUGUGAUGCUGAAUCUUUUUUGCGACGUUUUUUACACACUUAUUCCCGGGUCGUACCACUGUAAACCCGACCCGACCCUUUUACCUUCAUCUUUUCUUUUCAGUAAUUAUUCCAGACAAGGGUAUCUACAUUUUGCCAUACCGUGGGUGGAUGGCUCUGGACUGAGUCACUGUGAACUUUAUAAAUACCCUAGAAACGUCUCCAACUUCAUAGACAGCAUUCCAAAGGAGAUAGUGCCAUGUACGAGAGGAUGGGAGUACGACCAAGCUGCGGCGCUUCAAAGCAACUACGUUACAGAGUGGAACCUAGUGUGUGGGGACUACUGGAAGAUUCCUCUGCAGCACAUCUGCUUCAUGACAGGGUGGAUUGUGGGAUAUGUCCUCCUGGGCACAGUGUGUGACUGGUUGGGUCGUCGACAGGGCUUCCUGCUGUCUGUGUCUCUGUCCGGUCUGUUAGGAGUAGCUGUGUGUCUGUCCAACAGCCCUGUAGUGUUUCUGCUGCUACGCCUGUCUCAAGGCGCCAUGUUGGCUGGGGUCUUCCUCUCCUCUUACCUCGCCAGACUGGAGCUGUGUGACCCUCCCCAUCGUCUCAUGGUUGAAAUGGUCAGUGGCUUCUUUGCCGUCGCGGCAGAGCUCUUGUUGCCAGGGCUGGCGGUGCUGUGUCGUGAUUGGCCAGUUCUUCAAGCAGUGGCAACCUUGCCACUGCUCCUGCUGCUCUCCUAUUGGUGCUGUCCAUCAGUGUUUCCAGAGUCUCCCCGCUGGCUUCUGGCCACAGGUCAGAUCCACCAGGCUAAGAGGUGUCUCCAGAGCUUCUCCACCAGGAACGGAGUGUGUCUCCGUGAGGACAUCUACCCUGCUGAGAACCUGCUCUCAGAGAUAGAUGCGGAGUACCCAGAUGAUACCCAGCCUGGCUACCACUCAGUCCUGGAGUUGCAUUCCACCCGAGUGAUCUGGAGGAACUGCCUCAUCCUUAGCUUUACUAUGUUCAUUGGCACAGGCAUCCAGUACUGUUUCACCAGGAACCUCCGCAGCUACUCCCACAACUUCUACUUUAGUUACUUCCUGCGUGUGCUGACUGGAGCUCUGGGCUGUAUCUUCCUCUGCCUGUCCGUCAACCGCUUUGGUCGCCGUGGUAUCCUGCUGCUGUCUGCCAUUAUCACCGGCCUGUCCUCACUGCUGCUGCUGGCCCUCACACAGUAUCUGCGUGGAGUGCUGGUGUUGGUGCUGUCUGUGCUGGGGCUCCUCUUCUCCCAGGCCCUGGCCAUGCUCAGUGCAUUCUUCGCCAGUGAGGUCAUGCCCACCGUAGUCCGUGGUGGUUGUCUGGGGCUGGUGCUAGCGGCUGGCUGUAUGGGCAUGGCUGCCUCCUCUAUGAUGGAGCUCCAGAACAACAGGGGUUACUUCCUCCACCACGUCAUCUUCGCCUCCUUCGCCGUCCUCUCAGUGCUGUCCAUCAUGCUGCUGCCGGAGAGCAAGCGCAAGCCGCUACCCGACUCCCUGAAGGACGGAGAGAGCCAGCGACGGCCCCCUCUCUUCCUGUCCCGUGAAGACAACCUGCCCCUGCUCUAUACCCGCCGCCGAGCUUCCGAGUACAGCCCUGAUAACUACUCACGCCUGGUCUCCGCCACCAGGAAGAUGCUCAUCAAAGACAAUUUACCCUAUAAGAUCGUCGUGCCCUCCCAGCCCCCACUGCUGCCUUCCAACGGCGAGGUGCACUGCAUACUGGAGGAAGAGGCACUAAGAGAAGACUUGUCCUAGCAGCCUCUAACUACCAUCCUCCUCUCCCACAGAGAGACCUCGCCUCAAACCCACUGGAUAUCUCUCCCUCGUAUCAUCCACUGGGCUAGCUGGCUGGUUCCCUUUCACCAGACUGAGACACAGUGAUCCAGACUCGUAUCGCUCUGAACGACGGCUCUUUGUGAAUAUUUUGAAGGGGAGAGUUGGAGAUGAUAUGUGUAUUUACUGUGUCUUUUUUUUGUGUUGUGCCAAAUGUUUCAAACUAUACAAAAAAACAAUGUGUGUGUACUUGCACAGACUCUACUGAAAGACUA